Rosa chinensis is the source of this 669-nucleotide messenger RNA. RefSeq lists its product as uncharacterized. Gene Ontology annotation, molecular function: nucleic acid binding; RNA-DNA hybrid ribonuclease activity. The coding region runs from base 1 to 669 and encodes 222 amino acids. NCBI's taxonomy places the organism in Eukaryota, Viridiplantae, Streptophyta, Magnoliopsida, Rosales, Rosaceae. The transcript has 2 exons. The record is from RefSeq and is a predicted model, not a curated record.
AUGAAAGCACCAACUCCAGGCGUCCCCUUAAAAGUAUAUCUGGCCUCUUCCAAUGCAGUCGUGGGAGCAUUAUUAGCACAAGAUGGUGAAGCUGGAGGAGAAUUUCCUAUUUACAAUGUGAGCAAGCUUUUGAGAGGAGAUGAAACACGCUACCCCAAGGCAGAAAGGCUUUGUUUAGCACUUGUCUAUGCAGCACAAAGAUAUUUGCUGACAAGACCAGUGCUGUCAGGGCGGCUAGCAAGAUGGUUGCUCCAGUUGUCUGAGUUCGACAUUAUAUGUACAACACCAAGGGCUAUUAAGGGAAAAGUCGUGAUUGACAUGAUCACUCUCUUCCCAGAAGAAGAAGGAUUUGAUGUUUCUUAUGACAUACUCGGAGAGUUACCUGGAAUGGCAGCAGUGGUUGAAGAAGAAGAACCCUGGACCCUUCACUUCGAUGGGUCAGCCAUGACUAAUAGAGGAGGAGCUGGAGUUGUACUCUUAGACCCUAUGGGGCAUGCCAUACCUCUUUCAUUCAAGCUAAACUUCUCAUGCACCAAUAACGUGGCAGAGUAUGAAGCUUUUAUUGUUGGGCUCACAACUGCACAUGAAUUAAGCGUCAAGAAAAUCAAAGUGAAUGGGGAUUCAAACCUAGUCAUUAGUCAACUAAAGGGGGAUUUUGCAGUGAAAUAA